UGGUUUAGUUUCCUCUUCCUGAGGUCGGUGCGUGCGCUGCUUGAUUUGCUCGCCAGUCCGAAGAUUUUUUUUGGUGUGUUGCUGAGAGCUGCUGUAGGGAUGAUGAUGAUGGCGGAGCUGGUACAGGGACAGGCCUCGGUGGCUCAGCCUGGAACGAAAGCAGAUGGCUUCGCCGACGCCUUACACCGGGCCCGACAGAUUGCAGCUAAGAUGGGAGGUGACCAGAUGCCCCACAUGAACAACUCCUCUCCAGUCCUAGACCCCUCUCUCUACGGCUACGGAGGCCAAAAGCGCUCAAUGGAUGAUGGAGUAGGUAACCAGCUAGGUGGAAUGGUACAUCAAAGGGCUAUUAUGACAGAAGACUUCAAAGUGCCUGAUAAGAUGGUUGGAUUCAUCAUUGGAAGAGGAGGAGAGCAGAUCACGAGAAUUCAGUUAGAGUCAGGCUGCAAGAUCCAGAUUGCUGCAGAGAGCGGAGGCAUGAUGGACAGGCCCUGCACCCUAACUGGAAGCCCAGAGAACAUCGAGCAGGCCAAGAGGCUGCUGAGCCAGAUCGUGGACCGGUGUCGAAACGGCCCAGGCUUCCACAGUGAGAUGGACGGCAACAGCGCCAUCCAGGAGAUCCUAAUCCCUGCCAGCAAAGUGGGCCUGGUCAUCGGCAAGGGAGGGGACACCAUCAAACAGCUGCAGGAGAGAACUGGUGUUAAGAUGAUCAUGAUCCAGGACGGCCCUAUGCCCACUGGAGCAGACAAACCCCUGAGAAUCACUGGGGACCCCUACAAAGUGCAGCAAGCACGGGAGCUGGUGGUAGAGAUCAUCCGGGACAAGGAUCAGGGAGACUUCCGGGCCAACAGGGGAGACUUUGGAUCCAGACUGGGGGGAAGCAGUCUGGAUGUGGCAGUCCCCAGGUUUGCUGUGGGCAUUGUCAUUGGCAGGAACGGAGAGAUGAUCAAGAAGAUCCAGAAUGACUCUGGGGUCAGGAUCCAGUUCAAACCAGACGAUGGCAUCAGCCCCGACCGGAUUGCCCAGGUGAUGGGCCAGCCUGAUCGCUGCCAGCAUGCUGUUCACCUCAUCAACGAGCUGGUCCACACGGCACAGGAUCGGGAUGGAUUUGGGGGUCCCGUGGGCCCCAGAGGCCGGGGCAGAGGCCGUGGGGACUGGAGCAUGGGCGCACCCGGUGGACUGCAGGAAGUGACAUACACGAUACCCGCCGACAAGUGUGGCCUGGUGAUUGGGAAAGGUGGCGAAACCAUCAAGAACAUCAACCAGCAGUCUGGAGCGCAUGUGGAGCUGCAGAGAAACCCGCCGCCCAACACCGACCCCAACGUGCGCAUUUUCUCCAUCCGCGGCACCUCCCAACAGAUGGAAAUGGCCCGCCAGCUGAUCGAUGAGAAGAUUGGGGCCUCAGGAAUGGGGGGCAACAGCAGUUUUGGUCUGAACCCCUUUGGUCAAGGACCAGCUACCCCUCAUCAGAAUGGACCCCAGACAUUCAUGACAGGUGGAUGGGGCACAACAUAUCAGACAUGGCAGCCUCAGGGCCAGCAGGACCCCAGUCAGCAGAGCCAAGCCCAGAGCAGUGGCCCUGACUACAGCAAAGCAUGGGAGGAAUACUACAAGAAACAGAACCAGGCAGCAGGCCCUGGCUCCCAGCAGAGCUCCCCUCCGGAUUACAGUGCUGCCUGGGUGGAGUAUUACAGACAACAGGGGGCCUACUAUGGCCAAGGUGCACAGCAGACACAGGCCCCAGGCCUUCAGAGAGGACGCCCUUUAGUUGAAGAUUUUUGA
Messenger RNA from Salvelinus sp. IW2-2015, 1782 nucleotides. Its product is annotated as far upstream element-binding protein 3-like. The record is from RefSeq and is a predicted model, not a curated record. Gene Ontology annotation, molecular function: mRNA binding. NCBI's taxonomy places the organism in Eukaryota, Metazoa, Chordata, Actinopteri, Salmoniformes, Salmonidae. Gene Ontology annotation, cellular component: nucleus; cytoplasm. Gene Ontology annotation, biological process: regulation of DNA-templated transcription.